This is a messenger RNA of Gavialis gangeticus (Gharial), 2087 nucleotides long. It is a transcript of the gene SHMT1, whose product is annotated as serine hydroxymethyltransferase 1. Gene Ontology annotation, cellular component: nucleus; cytoplasm; cytosol. NCBI's taxonomy places the organism in Eukaryota, Metazoa, Chordata, Crocodylia, Gavialidae. The coding region runs from base 108 to 1565 and encodes 485 amino acids. The record is from RefSeq and is a predicted model, not a curated record. Gene Ontology annotation, molecular function: mRNA regulatory element binding translation repressor activity; zinc ion binding; glycine hydroxymethyltransferase activity. Gene Ontology annotation, biological process: protein homotetramerization; tetrahydrofolate interconversion; folic acid metabolic process. The transcript has 12 exons.
GGCUGGGGGAGGAAGUGGGAGAGUCUGAACGUUCCAUCGCAGCGCGGGAGCGGCGGGCGGCGGCGGGGCCGGAGCGCGAUUGCAUUGACGCCAGAGGAGACCUGGCCAUGGCUACCUCAGCCAACCUCAACGGCGAGCUCCCGAGUGCUGAACUCUGGCAGUCGCAUGACAAGAUGGUCCUGGAACCGCUCGAUACCAACGACCCCGAGGUGUUCAACAUCAUCAAGAAGGAGAAGCAGCGGCAGAGGCUGGGCUUAGAGCUGAUCGCGUCCGAGAACUUUGCCAGCCGGGCCGUGCUGGAGGCCCUGGGCUCCUGCCUGAACAACAAGUACUCGGAGGGGUACCCAGGGCAGAGGUACUACGGCGGCACGGAGUGUGUGGACGAGCUGGAGAGGCUGUGUCAGAAGCGGGCACUGGAGGCUUACAACCUGGACCCCCAGAAGUGGGGCGUCAAUGUCCAGCCCUACUCAGGGUCCCCGGCUAACUUUGCAGUAUACACGGCGCUGGUGGAGCCCCACGGCAGGAUCAUGGGCCUGGACCUGCCUGACGGGGGGCACUUGACCCAUGGCUUCAUGACCGACAAGAAGAAGAUCUCAGCCACCUCCAUCUUCUUCGAGUCCAUGCCCUACAAGGUGGAUCCCAGCACCGGGUACAUCGACUACGACCGGCUGGAGGAGAACGCCCGCUUGUUCCACCCCAAGCUGAUCAUUGCAGGGGUGAGCUGCUAUUCGCGGAACCUGGACUACGCCCGCCUGCGGAGGAUUGCCACCGAGAACGGCGCCUACCUCCUGGCCGACAUGGCCCACAUCAGCGGGCUGGUGGCGGCUGGUGUGGUGCCCUCGCCUUUCGAGCACUGUGACGUGGUCUCCACCACCACCCACAAGACGCUGCGGGGCUGCCGGGCCGGCAUGAUUUUCUACCGCAAAGGGACACGCAGCGUGGACCCCAAGACGGGUAAGGAGACGCCCUACAACCUGGAGAGCCUCAUCAACCAGGCCGUCUUCCCCGGGCUGCAGGGGGGGCCACACAACCAUGCCAUUGCAGGAAUCGCUGUGGCACUCAAGCAAGCCAUGACCCCCGAGUUCAGAGCCUACCAACGGCAGGUGGUUGCCAACUGCAAGGCCUUGGCCGUAGCGCUGCUUGGCAUGGGCUACCACAUCGUCACUGGCGGCUCCGACAACCAUCUCAUCCUCGUGGACCUGCGCAGCAAAGGCACGGAUGGCGGCAGGGCCGAGCGGGUGCUGGAGAUCUGCUCCAUCGCCUGCAACAAGAACACCUGUCCGGGUGACAGGAGUGCCCUGCGACCAAGCGGGUUGAGGCUGGGCACCCCGGCGCUGACCUCCCGGGGCUUCCAGGAACAGGACUUCCAUAGGGUAGCCAUCUUCAUCCACAAGGGCAUUGAGCUGACGCUGAGGGUCCAAAGCGACAUGAGUCCCAAGGCGACGCUGAAGGAAUUCAAAGAGCACCUGGGCAAUGAGAAGUACCAGGGGCCGCUGCAGGCCCUCAAGGAGGAGGUGGAGACCUUUGCUGCGACAUUCCCCAUCCCAGGCCUGCCUGUGCUUUAAACCCUGGGCAGCCGCUGUGCCUGGGUCCCAGCACCGUAAGAGGGACCACUGGGAUCAGGCCACUGCCGCCAGGGCAGUGCCUCCCACCACCUGCUCUGCUGUAUCCCCCAUGCACCCACCCCCCACAGGACCUCACCACCUCCUCCUACAGCCUAAUGGUUAGCACUGUCAGCCCCUUGGAAGAUGAGCAUGUACCCACCUCCCCUGGCACUUUCAAGGGGCAGAACCCAGGGCACUGCCCCACACUCAAGGGCAUGACCCAGGGAGUGGGAGAACCCACACUCAGACCCCAGUUCCUCAGCUGUAGUGCCCACAGACCCUGCACCCCUUUGUAGUGGGUGGAAUCAGGGCCUGAGAUCUCCCUUCGUCCAACUUUUAUCCGGCCACCUUGGUGCUCCAGACUAGGACCACCUGGGCUCACAAAGGUGCCAAUGCAGGGGGUUUGGGAACAACCUACACUGAUACAGGCAUGGGGCUGGAUGCUGAGCCGCGGUUGUGCCCUAUAAAGCUCUUCUCCAUGCA